ACCAACCAAGGCUGGCGGAAGAAACUCAGGCACGGCUCUGAUGACAUCACUUCCGGGCGCCAGGUUCGGCGUCGCUGUGCCCGAGAAGGGGAAGCAAGCUAGGUAGAGGAGAGGCGAGCUACGGUUCUCCAGGAAGAAAUCAUCUAUAGAGUAGUAAGUAUGCCAAUACUGAAUAAGACAGCAGGGGUCUUUUCUAUACCAUCAAAAGGGAACCUUUAUGGAGUUUUAAGAAGUUUUACUUUUCAUCCUGGAACACGAUUUCUUCAUAAACUAGUAUUGGGAAUUGAAACCAGCUGUGAUGAUACAGCAGCUGCUGUGGUGGAUGAAGCUGGAAAUGUGUUGGGAGAAGCAAUACAUUCCCAAACUGAAGUUCAUUUAAAAACAGGUGGGAUUAUUCCUCCAGUAGCUCAGCAGCUUCACAGAGAAAAUAUUCAGCGAAUUGUACAAGAAUCUCUUUCUGCCGGUAGAAUUUCUCCAAGGGAACUCUCAGCAGUUGCAACUACCGUAAAGCCAGGACUUGCAUUAAGCCUGGGAGUAGGCUUAUCAUUUAGCUUGCAGCUGGUAAACCAGUUAAAAAAGCCUUUCAUUCCCAUUCAUCACAUGGAGGCCCAUGCACUUACUAUUAGGUUGACCAAUAAAGUAGAAUUUCCCUUUUUAGUUCUUUUGAUUUCUGGAGGUCACUGCCUACUGGCAUUAGCCCGAGGAGUUUCAGAUUUUCUGCUUCUUGGAAAGUCUUUGGACAUAGCACCAGGUGACAUGCUUGACAAGGUGGCAAGAAGGCUUUCUUUAAUCAGACAUCCUGAGUGCUCCGCCAUGAGUGGUGGGAAGGCUAUAGAACAUUUGGCCAAACAAGGAAAUAGAUUUCAUUUUGAUAUUAGUCCACCCAUGCAACAUGCUAAGAAUUGUGAUUUUUCUUUUUCUGGACUUCAACAUGUUAUUGAUAAAAUAAUAACACAAAAGGAAAAAGAGGAAGGUAUUGAGAAGGGACAAAUCCUGUCUUCAGCUGCAGACAUUGCUGCUGCAGUACAGCACACAACAGCAUGCCAUGUUGCAAAAAGAACACAUCGUGCUAUUCUGUUUUGCAAGCAGAGAGACUUGUUAUGUCAAAGUAAUGCAGUACUAGUUGUAUCUGGAGGUGUUGCAAGUAACUUGUAUAUCCGAAGAGCUCUGGAAAUUGUAGCAGAUGCAACACAAUGCACUUUGUUAUGUCCUCCUCCCAAACUGUGCACUGAUAAUGGCAUUAUGAUUGCAUGGAAUGGUAUUGAAAGAUUACGUGCUGGCUUGGGCAUUUUACAUGAUGUAGAAGGCAUCCGCUAUGAACCAAAAUGUCCUCUUGGAGUAGAUAUAUCGAAAGAAGUUGGAGAAGCAGCCAUAAAAGUACCACGAUUAAAAAUGAAGAUAUGAUGUUUGCUUUCCAAAAAGUCUCUAAAGUCUAUCUAUUAGAAAGUUGUGACUCAGAAGAAAAGACAAAAAAGAGGAGGUAAUGUGACAUCGGAGGUGAAGAUUGGAGUGAUGUGAAUACAAGCCAAGGAAUAUCUUGAUUCUCCUCUAGAGCCUCCUGUGUAGCCUGAUUUCAGAUUGCUAGUCUCCAGAACUGUAAGAGAAUAAAUUUUGGUUG
Molecule: messenger RNA, 1618 nt
Organism: Castor canadensis (American beaver)
Lineage: Eukaryota; Metazoa; Chordata; Mammalia; Rodentia; Castoridae
Source: RefSeq, a predicted model, not a curated record